CCUCUUCUCUCCCCCUCCCGCACCUUCGACCCGCUCUUACUCUCGCGAGAGCCUGACAGGCUAUAAAGGCAGCUGCGCGCGCUAACUUCGUGCGUCUUCUUCCUGACUGCUUUCGUUGCUUGUGUUUUGAGGCUGUUGAUAGCAAGAUGUCUUCAGGAAAUGCUAAAAUUGGGCAUCCUGCCCCCAAUUUUAAAGCCACAGCUGUUAUGCCAGAUGGUCAGUUCAGAGAUAUCAGUCUAUCUGACUACAAAGGAAAAUAUAUUGUGUUCUUCUUUUACCCUCUUGACUUUACCUUUGUGUGCCCCACGGAGAUCAUUGCUUUCAGCGAUAGGGCAGAAGAAUUUAAGAAACUGAACUGCCAAGUGAUUGGUGCUUCUGUGGAUUCUCACUUCUGUCACCUGGCAUGGAUCAACACACCCAAGAAACAAGGAGGACUGGGACCCAUGAACAUUCCCUUGGUGUCAGACCCCAAGCGCACCAUUGCUCAGGACUAUGGGGUUUUAAAGGCCGAUGAAGGCAUCUCAUUCAGGGGCCUCUUUAUCAUUGACGAUAAAGGUAUCCUUCGGCAAAUCACUGUAAAUGAUCUCCCUGUUGGUCGCUCUGUGGAUGAGACGCUGAGACUAGUUCAGGCCUUCCAGUUCACUGACAAACAUGGGGAAGUGUGCCCAGCUGGCUGGAAGCCUGGCAGUGAUACCAUCAAGCCUGAUGUCCAGAAGAGCAAAGAGUAUUUCUCUAAGCAGAAAUGAGUGCUGGGCCGUUUUAGGAUCAGGCUGCAGUAGACAGUCAUGAGAACAAAACUUCUCUUGUACUAUUGUCAUGUUUAAAACACAAGAUCUUAGACUUAGCUCAGAUGUGGUAUGGGACAGGACUGGCCUUUCCUGCAAGGGUUGGGGAGGCCAGCCUUUCUUCUUAGGGAAAUGGCCUGAACUUUGCUAUGGGGCAGGCCAACAGAUGUGUAUAGUAGUGGGGCAUUACUUUUGACCUUUUGUAGUUUCUAUUAAACUGGAACUGAGA
Molecule: messenger RNA, 1014 nt
Organism: Pteropus alecto (black flying fox)
Lineage: Eukaryota; Metazoa; Chordata; Mammalia; Chiroptera; Pteropodidae
Gene: PRDX1
Product: peroxiredoxin 1
Exons: 6
Coding region: 147-746 (199 amino acids)
Biological process (GO): hydrogen peroxide catabolic process; cell redox homeostasis; leukocyte activation
Cellular component (GO): cytosol
Molecular function (GO): thioredoxin peroxidase activity
Source: RefSeq, a predicted model, not a curated record